AUGGAGACAGAGCCCUGCACUGGAGAGCAAGAGAAGCGGGUGGUGGAGACCAAUGAGCCAGAGUUGAAGGAGGCCUACACAAAUCCUGGUGACAAGGACAGUCAGAAAGAGAAGGAACUGUCCCAUGGGCCUCAGCAGGAAGAUACGGAGCCCCAUGGGGAGGGAGACCCCAGGAUAGAAUGCCAGGGUGGAGGGAAUGCUGGCACUACAUUAAACACCCUCCCUAUCCCAGAGAAGACAGAGACCCCCUGUGUGGAAGAGAGGAAGCUGAAGAAGACCCCAAGUUUUGCAAAAACAGUGAGGUUCAGCGAGAUAGAGUCUGUGGAGGACAGGGAGAGCUCAGAGGAGUGUCUCUUCCCAGACCAUGAGAUGGUGCAGUGGAUCUCCUCCAGCUUUGAGGAGCUGUUCCUGUCUGAAGACUGGGAGGACAUCACAGAUGACCGGCUGUUGAGGAAGAAGGUGCUGGCGCCUGGCCCCCAGAAAGCUGAGCACCCAGCCUGGGGUCAGGAGGUCACAGUCAAAAUGCAGGGAGUGCUGGAGGAUCGGAGUGUGGUGGAGAAAGACCGUAAACUGGUGUUUGUCAUCGGAGAGGGAGAUGUCAACCAGGCCCUGGAGGAGUGUGCUAUAGCCAUGCAACAGGACGAGAUCACAUUACUGUUGGCAGAUUCACAGUACACCUAUGGACUUCUGGGAAGGGAGCCUGAUAUUCCAGCCUGGGCCCCCUUACUCUACCAGCUACAACUCCUGAACAUCAGAGAGAAGCCCGACCUCCUGAUUCUCCCCAUCUCUGACCGUAUACGCAUCGGCAACCAGAAACGAGAGCGGGGGAACUUCCAUUUCCAGAGGGAGGAGUACAGCAUGGCUGCCAGGGCCUACUGGAUGGCUCUGGACGUCCUUACUACACGCACUAAAGAUGGUGGAAGUGCUGUGCUGGUGGAGGGGGAGGAGGUGCAGGACUACCGGGUGAAGUGUCUCAACAACCUGGCAGCGGCUCAGCUGAAACUGGAGCAGUACGACGACGCACUACACACCAGCCGGGAUGUUUUGUCCCUGGACCCACAAAAUGUCAAAGCCCUCUUCAGGACAGGAAAGCUUCUGUCAGACAAGAGCGAGUAUGGUGAGGCCAUGGAGAUACUGAAGAAGGCUCUGAAACUGGAGCCGUCUACCAAGGCCAUCCAUGUUGAGCUGUCAAAGCUAGUGAAAAGGAAAUCAGGAGGCAAAAACACCCAGAAGUGGCAAGCCAAACCUGCCCAGCUCCUUGGAGACAAUAUUGCCCCAUUUCUGACUCCUUCUAACAAGAAGCCACCUGGAAUUUCAUGGAAGUUCCUGCUUGGUGCUCUGGUGGUGGCCUUGGGCAGUUUAGUGACGUCAGUGGUUCUGACUGCAAGAAACUGACGUCCUCUGCAAAGGAACUGUCCAGCUCAUGAAUAGUAAACUGACUUGUGUCUGCUGUGAAUAAUAAAUAAACUGCACUGAACUAUGGAAAAACCUGUAUCAACGUUCACUGACAUACUGUAGCAGCACUGACAUUUGCACCACAGAUUGUGUUUAUUUAAGUGUAACAGAGUAAACUAAUGGCACUUCUUCCGAAGAAUGUAUGCAAUGUCUUUAAAAAAAAUUUUUUUUAUAAAACAGCUUUGUGAUGGAAUCCAUUUUAGUACAAAACUCAGACUGGAAUAGUCACAUGGUCAAUGUCUUGUAUGAAUGAGGGGCUUCUGUAAUAACAGGAUAUAUGUGUCCCAAUAAACUAUGUCAAUGGAAAAUCGAAUAAAUAAAAGUGUACCGUCUGUUGAUACAGAA
Messenger RNA from Salvelinus namaycush (lake trout), 1800 nucleotides. Its product is annotated as peptidyl-prolyl cis-trans isomerase FKBP8-like. The record is from RefSeq and is a predicted model, not a curated record. Gene Ontology annotation, molecular function: peptidyl-prolyl cis-trans isomerase activity; protein binding. The coding region runs from base 1 to 1395 and encodes 464 amino acids. The transcript is spliced from 8 exons. NCBI's taxonomy places the organism in Eukaryota, Metazoa, Chordata, Actinopteri, Salmoniformes, Salmonidae.